CAAUUGGAAUAGUAUUUAGUGCCCAUUGUGUACGUUGCCCAUGCGUCGGUAAUGGGCCGCGCAGUGCAUUUUGGGUGAAUCUGGGACAAGGAGAGCGCUCCUUUUAAGGAGUGAAUGGGAGUCAAUUGGUCGCUAGCUCAAAAACCCAACAUUAGCAUGUAUUUCAUGAAUAAGAAGUACAUUACAAAUAUUUUGAGACGUGAUAUAAUUCAUUUGUCUGUAACAUCGUAUAGCUUUGUAAUCGUGACAUUAUGUACUUUAGAGGAAAAUAGGCAGGUUUGUCGACUCAGCCUAACAACUUCAACGCGAUUAGUCGACAGUCUGCUGGAUGGUGCCUUAUACGUUGAUAUCUCUGUAUUUAUUUAACAUCUCUGGUUAAAGAAUUCUGUGCAUCCCCGGCCUCAUUCACAUUGUAGCUAUCGGUUUCUAUUCGGAGGCAUUUUGGGAGUUGAAAAAUCACUUCCGGCAAGUAACUUGGAUGGUAAAGGUUAAAGCUAUUAAAGGUAGCCUUGCUCUGGUCUCAAAACAUUCACAUUGGUGGGAUAUAUCCGAGCAAAUUCUGCAUUGAUCUCGCCUGCUUCAAAGUGUUUAAAGAGGAGGAAUUCAAGAAAAGCGAUGAAACAGCAAGACGUUACUGCUCUCUCUUCCAAGUAUUAUCAAAUCUUUGGUAUGAUACAUAACUAGCUACUUACACGGUUUUGAACGUUUGCUUGCUAGAUAACGUUAGCGAACCUCAGUUUAUGCGUUAGCUCGGUGCCACCAAAUAUAGGACAACGUUGCAAAUCGAACCCAAAAGUUAGUACAGACAAAUAAUACGAACUAGUUUUCAUGCGACUUGUUAGCUAGGUGCUGUGGAAUAAUGGGUUUUAGUUCAGCAACGAGUUAUCAACCACGCUCAAUUGAGUUUUUCAUGUGAGCAUUGGAGAUUGUUUCGGUAUUUUAAUGGGAGGCGGGCUGCGUUGGAGUGCAUCUAGUGGGCGACACUUGCGAAGAAGGCGGAGGUGCCGGCGACCUGCUAGGCUUGGAUGGAGUCGCUUGCCGGGUACGUCUACAAAGCGGCCGCUGAGGGCCGAGUCCUGACGCUGGCCGCCUUGCUGCUCAACCACUCCAAGCCAGAGACACGAUAUAUACUGCGUUAUGUGACCCACCUCGCCGGCCAAAGGUCAACUCCUCUCAUCAUCGCAGCUCGAAACGGACAUGACAAAGUUGUGAGGCUGCUGCUGGAUCACUACAGGGUGGAUACUGAACAAACUGGCACAGUCAGAUUUGACGGGUAUGUCAUUGAUGGGGCCACUGCUCUGUGGUGUGCGGCUGGCGCAGGACACUUUGAGGUAGUCCGCCAGUUGGUGUGCCACCAGGCCAAAGUCAACCACACCACUGUCACCAACUCCACCCCCCUGAGGGCAGCCUGCUUUGACGGGUGUCUGGACAUUGUGAAAUACCUGGUGGACCACCAGGCCAAAAUCGGCAUCGCCAACAAGUAUGACAACACCUGCCUGAUGAUUGCUGCCUACAAGGGCCAUACGGACGUAGUGGGCUUCCUGCUGGAGCAUGGAGCUGACCCUAACUCCAAGGCCCACUGUGGGGCCACCGCCCUGCACUUUGCUGCUGAGGCGGGCCAUCUGGACAUCGUUAAGGAGCUGGUGCGCUGCCAGGCUGCCAUGGUGGUGAACGGCCACGGCAUGACACCGAUCAAGGUGGCGGCGGAGAGCUGCAAGGCGGAGGUGGUGGAGCUGCUGCUGUCUCAUGCCGACUGUGGCCCGCACAGCCGCAUCGAGGCCCUUGAGCUGCUGGGUGCCUCGUUCGCCAACGACCGGGAGAACUAUGACAUCCUCAAGACCUAUCACUACCUGUACCUGGCCAUGCUGGAGCGCCACCGCGAUCCCGUCAGCCUCAUCGCCAAGGAGCUGCUUCCGCCCAUCGAGGCCUACAGCGGCCGGGGCGAGUGCCGCACCCUGCAGGAGCUGGAGGCAAUCCGGGCAGACCGCAACGCGCUGCACAUGGAGGGCCUGAUGGUGCGUGAGCGUAUUCUGGGAUCGGAUAACAUUGACGUGUCGCACCCCAUCAUCUACCGGGGAGCUGUGUACGCCGACAAUAUGGAGUUCGGCCAGUGCAUCAAGCUAUGGCUGCACGCGCUGCACCUGCGUCAGAAGGGCAACCGCAACACGCACAAGGACCUGCUGCGGUUCGCCCAGGUCUUCUCCCAGAUGGUGCACCUGAAGGAGCCGGUGGGGGCGGAGCCAGUGGAGCAGGUGUUACACUGCAGCGUGCUGGAGAUCCAGAGGAACAUCGCAAGGGUGGAGGCGGCGCCUGAGGCAGGGCUGCACACGGCCAUGGACAACUACGAGUCCAAUAUGUUCACCUUCCUCUACCUGGUGUGUAUCAGCACCAAGACUGUGUGCGGCGAGGAGGCACGUGCCCAUGUCAACGAGCAGAUAUACAACCUGAUCCAGCUGGACCCGCGUUCACGGGAGGGCUUGUCCCUGUUGCACCUGGCCAUCAGCUCCAGCACGCCUGUGGACGACUUCCACACCAAUGACGUGUGCAGCUUCCCCAAUGCUCAGGUCACCAAGCUGCUGCUGGACUGCGGUGCGCAAGUGAACGCGGUGGACCACGAGGGCAACAGUCCUCUGCACAUCAUCGUCCAGUACAACCGGCCUAUCAGCGACUUCCUGACACUGCACGCCAUCAUCAUCAGCCUGGUGGAGGCUGGCGCCCACACUGACAUGACCAACAAGCAGAAGAAGACGCCACUGGACAAGAGCACCACAGGUGUGUCGGAGAUCCUGCUUAAGACCCAGAUGAAGAUGAGCCUCAAGUGCCUGGCGGCACGUGCCGUCCGCCAGCACCAAAUCACCUUCCGCAACCAGAUCCCUAAGACCCUGGAGGAGUUUGUGGAGUUCCACUGAUCCACCUGGCUAAGGAGGCUUUUUAAACCAUUUAGAAAACGUGUGUUCUUGUGAUUUAAAAAAAAUUGUAUAUAUUUUUUUAUUGUUCUAAUUUUCUAUCAAAUCAAAAUGGUGCUUGCUGCUGAUGAUGAUUAGGAAUAGUCAGAUGCAUUUAGUUUUUUAAAACAAUGGUUCCUUUUUUCUGUUUUAGAUAUGAAUCACAAGUACCAGCAGCAUCUCCCAUAUCUCUCCCACUGAAGUGUUACGGUCUGUGGCUGUCAUUGUGACACAGUGGGUGUCACUAGCAGAAUGAGGAAAUUGUCAGCCAACUUUGAGCUUUCACUUUCCCCAAAGUCUUCCAAAGAGAAUACCUGGCAAAGCCAAGCAUCCACACAAUGGUGACAACAGCAGCACCUUUUGGCUGCUUUUAGUGCAUGGACCUAAUUGUCCCAGACUCUUAGCUAGGUUCGCAACCAUGAAAAGUAGCAUUACUCUAUUGAUUAAUUUUGCAGGUUGCCUGUUGAAGUGGUGUUGUAUGCAGGUUUGCAGUGAUUAUUAAGGCCCGUUGUUUGAGCAAGUGAAUGUGUGUCUGUGAGAGAAGAGAUGAGAAGGUAGUAGUUGAAUUUAGAACUUUGUACUUAAGAGUUUGUUUUUUCAUAACCAAUAUAAAAAAAAGGUUUAUUUAAGAGGUGUGUGAUUUUGUUUUGUACUUAAAAAUAUAUGUAUAAUGAGCUUUCUUUUACAUGAACACUGACUGGUAAAGAUGUGCCUUAUUUUAUAUUUUGGAAUAAUUAGGCCUAGAUAUCCCUUGUAACCAAGUCACCAACACUUGGGUUGUUGGCCCUCCUGACUUGCUUGGCUUCUGUGUGUGGAGACUUCACGGCUUUGGUUGAGCAUUGCCACAUAAUGACCGUUUUUAAAUGGAUGCUGCUGGUAUUGAUGUUUGAGCAUGUCUUCCAUUCUCUGUCUUGUGUUUGUGUGUGGGUACACAUGCUAAGCGAAUGAGAGAGGGACUGUGGAUUGUUCGUGACGGUGUUGAAUGUUGGCUUUUAGCCUUUUCCACUCAUGCUUGCAACCUGUCCUUUGUCCUUAACAACUAACGAUUCUAAUGUCUGUCAUUUUGUGUGUUCGAAUCAGAUGAUCAGAGAUUAAAGCUGAGAAUGAAAGGUGAUUCGAUUCAAGAUUUUCAUCCAAGUGAAUCAUAGCGUGGUGUUGUACAACUGAAAAUGCUAUAUUGAUUUGACCAGAUUUUACUUAACCGUGUGACCGUAUGUUUUUAUUUUGGGGGGCUUGAGUGGAGAUUGUAUGUAUUUGUAUUUUGUGCAAGUUAGCCUAAAGACAGUAUAACUCUGUGCUUCUUCAUCAGUUUACGUUUAUCAGAAAUGCCAAUACCAAAUGUUUUAACAUUGGUCCAAAAAAUGUCAUGUGUAAAUGUAACAUUUUCUGACAUCCAAGAGGGUAGUAUCAAAAUUGGUCCAAUGCCGCAUGCAAUGACCCACAUGUCACGCAUACAGAUGGCUUCUGGAUUGAGUCAGAGCAACAGUGGGCUUAAAUCUUAACUGAUAAUUCCACACAAACACACACAGCUAUCAUUUCAUAUGGAAUCUGGCCAAUUUACCCUGUUGCUAUACAGAUAUUGCUCAAUUGUUAGGAUUUUUCAAUUUCAUGUGAUAUGAUGGAAUGUGUUUUAUUUUUAAAUGUAUUUUUUACCUCCCUUUUUCUUCCCAAUUUCGUGAUAUCAAAUUACGAUCUUGUCUCAUUGCUGCAACUCCCCAAUGGGCUUGGGAGAGGUGAAGGUCGAGUCAAGCCUCCUCUGAAACAUGACCCGCCUAACCGCACUUCUUAACACAUGCCAGUUUAACCCGUAAGCCAGCUGCACCAAUGUGUUGGAGGAAACAACACCAUCUUACUGACAAAUGAAGUCAUCCUGCAGGCACCUGGCCUGCCACAUGGAGUUGCUAGAGUGCGAUGAGCCAAGUAAAGCCCUUCUGGCCAAACCCUCCCCUAACCCGGACAACGCUGAGCCAAUUGUGUGCUGCCGUAUGGGACAAAACUGUCGUAACAUUCAAUUAUCAAUUCAUUUCUGUCAUACCAUUCAAUUAUCGAUUAAUUUAAUUAAUUAUUGCACCAUGCAAUCAAUGAUCAGUUCCUAAGAUGUCUUUUCCUUAUCUAUACUGUCUGCACCAUGAUCUAUUUAGCCUGUGCACAUAUGACAGACAGUUGUUGGUGGGAGCAGAUCCCUGGAGGAGCGUGUAUUGAUCCUGCUGUGGAAUUCAUUGUGGCCAGCAGUUCUAACAAAUGAGUCACUCAGAAAAACAAAUCAUGACUCUCGAGUCGGUAGAAAUGGUUGUUUCAGUGGAAGGGCUCAGCACAGCAAGACUGGUGUGCUUUUUGGCCAAUGGCAAAGUGGGAUAAGGGCACCGAGCUGGCACCCACAUUCUCAUGUCUGGGGUGUGCUGGGGGUCCCUGAGAGCUGGGGCUGAAGCAGGUCCACACUCGCCAUGGUUACCGCUCUUCUGGCGUCUUCCCGAUAGCUACUUGCUCCUCCUCAUCCUUCUGCCUGUUGAAGAAGCCCCGCUGGGAAGGCAGAGAGAGGGGAAAGAGUGAAACCCAGGGGUUAAAGCAAAGAAAAUCACUCAAUCUCUGAUUGUCUGCGGGGCCAAGUUAACCUCCCCUUUCAUGUAAAAAAAAAGUUAUGGCCAUCAUGUUGUUGUUGUUGGAAAAGAGUACUGUAAUGAUCUUUUGUGCAUGUAUUAAACUGAAAGUUUGACCAA
Molecule: messenger RNA, 5662 nt
Organism: Oncorhynchus nerka (sockeye salmon)
Lineage: Eukaryota; Metazoa; Chordata; Actinopteri; Salmoniformes; Salmonidae
Product: protein fem-1 homolog B-like
Exons: 2
Coding region: 1026-2909 (627 amino acids)
Molecular function (GO): protein binding
Source: RefSeq, a predicted model, not a curated record